Molecule: messenger RNA, 1047 nt
Organism: Fusarium vanettenii 77-13-4
Lineage: Eukaryota; Fungi; Ascomycota; Sordariomycetes; Hypocreales; Nectriaceae
Exons: 3
Coding region: 1-1047 (348 amino acids)
Source: RefSeq, a predicted model, not a curated record
AUGUCUCAAGCCGCCGCGCCAGGUCUCUACGAGGAACUGACCAGGAGACUUGAGAUCUACAAGCAGACGCUGGCUGCCCAAGAUGGAGUGCUCCGUUCUGUCGUCAAAGACAAUCUCACCCUGGCCGUCAACCGGCUAGAGAUAGCACUUCUUCAGCUCUACAAGCUCGCCGUAUUCAUCCGUGGUGACUAUGAUGAGCGAGAAGACGACGAUUUGCAGAAGAAUAUUGUGGCAUCAAGGUCUAUGGCCGAUGCUCAAUGCUCACAACGUCAGGUCACAUCUUUUCAGACGGAUGAAAUCCAGCAGCUGCAGAGGGAUGUCCAGCGAGCGCUGGACCAAACCAAACUGGAGAUGGACGCAAUCCGCCAGCAGGCCGAGCAGAAUCAGCACGAUGUCGAAGUAUGGACUCGACAGAAAGAAGAGGCUGCAGAUGCCCUGCAACGAGCCCAAGAUGAGAGAGAGAACACGGCAAGAGAGAGAGAGAUCGGAGACAUCUUUUUGGUGCAGUUUUUCGGAGGGUUUGCGAUGGGCGACGUUGAGGGAAACAUGCGAAAAAUCGAACAAGAGAGGAGCAGGUUGAACAACGCACAGGAGCAGUGGAUGAAAGCGCGCAACUCUCUCAUCGAGGUGAUGCACCGGCAGAACGAGGUCAAUGUUAGGCGCGUUGCUUUGGAGCAGGUCGCUCAGCAGAUGCCUACACUUCAGGUGAUGACGGAUGGGCUCAACAAGGACUUGGCUGCACUCCUGGGUGGAUUCACUGAUCUCAAGGACAAGGCGACUCAACUGUUGCUCCUCAUCGAUGAGAUGAAGAAUCGCGCUACGGUUACGAUGAGGCAGGCAUACAAGAAGGCCAUGUUUGCUGAGGGGAUCCUUAAUCUCUGCCGUAUGGCACUCAUCGAUGGCCGUGUCUGCGACGAGGUCGAGACAAUCACUCUUGAGAUUUCUAGCGGCUACUCUGGCCAGACUAUUCCGGAGAGCGUCUCCAAGCUUCUGACUGAGGUGGGACAAGCUGCUAGGGAAACUACGCAGAAGUCCAUCACUGGCUAG